UCCCGGGAAGUGUGUCCCUCUUUGCCCACUCUCUACUUGUCGGCUAAAUGGGUGAUCACGCAUUCGCCCUGCAGCCGCCUGGUCCCUCUAACAUCAUAUCCCUGUCGGAGUUGUCCCAGUUAAUCAGAUGCUACGGCGGCAGCCCCGCGCACGACCUGCUCAAUAACAGUCCCAGUAAUAACUCCUCGUCUCUGUUUCCCCCCGUUUCAGCUCAGCAAACCAUGCAGGAUGAUUUACUGAUGGACAAAAACAAAGCCCAGUCUCACCAUCAGCAAGAUCGGACGCAAGUAGACCCUCCUCCCUCCACCCCGACCCCGUCAUCGGAGCCCACUUCUUCUUCAUCGGAGUCGGAGAGCCCGUCGACCGGGUGCAAUCAAGCGGCUUCAGCGCUGAGCGGCAGCAGCAGGGACACAGUGCCGAUGGAGUCGCCGAUCCUGCCCGGGUUGAGCUUCCACCAGCAGCCGCAGGAGACCGGCGGGCCCCUCUCCUCCCCGUCCUCCUCGUUCGGGAGCACCUGGUCCACGGGAACCACAAACGCCGUGGACGACAGCUUUUUCCAGGGAAUACCGCCGGUGAACGGCACGAUGCUUUUCCAGAACUUCCCCCACCAUGUCAACCCGGUGUACGGGGGCAAUUUCUCCCCGCAGAUCGGCCUGGCUCCGCAGUCCCAACAGCAUCAGCAGCAGCAGCAGCAGCAGCAGCAGCAGCAGCAGCCCCAGCAGAGGAGGUCUCCUGUCAGCCCCAGCCAAGGCCCUUUCCCCCAGAGAAACGCUUAUCAGACGGUCAUGAAUAACGGCAAGGGCUCGUCUUCUCCUGCCUCGUCGUCCGCUUGGAAUAAUCACCAAAACGCCGCCUGGAGCACGGCCUCCAACCCCUGGAGCGGGCUGCAGGCGGGCAGGGACCCGCGCAGAGCGGUGGGCGUCGGGGUAGGGGUCGGCGUCGGAGUCGGGGUGCCAUCACCUAUGAACCCCAUCUCCCCCAUGAAAAAGUCCUACACCAGCAACGUUAUCGCACCCCCCAAAUUCCCAAGACCCGGUCCCCUCACCCCCAAGCCCUGGAUGGAGGACAGCGCCUUCAGGACUGACAACAGCAACAACAUACUGCCUUUCCAGGACCGGAAUCGGCCCUUCGAUGCUUUUAGCUUGCACUCUUUGGAGAAUUCCUUAAUGGAUAUGAUAAGAACUGACCAUGACAAAGGUAAACCACACCCUGCCGGUGGCCCACCAAUGACUAUCGCUGAUAUUAUAUGGAGGAAUCAUUUUGCAGGACGUAUGGGCCUAAACUUUCAUCAUCCUGGAGCAGACCACAUAAUGCCAUUGAACACCAGGAGCUAUGGCCGUAGAAGAGGUCGUUCUUGCCUUUUCCCCUUUGAAGAUGGUUUCCUCGACGAUGGCCACGGUGACCCCUCCUUGACCCCGGGCCUGAACUCGCCGACCCGCUGUCAGAACGGAGAGCGGAUGGAGCGCUACUCCAGGAAGGUCUUUGUUGGAGGACUUCCACCCGACAUAGAUGAAGAUGAAAUCACCAACAGUUUCCGUCGCUAUGGGCACCUGGUGGUUGACUGGCCCCACAAAGCUGAAAGCAAAUCCUACUUCCCACCCAAAGGCUACGCCUUCCUGCUGUUCCAGGAAGAGACCUCUGUUCAGGCCUUAAUCGACGCCUGCAUCGAGGAGGAUGGCAAACUGUACCUGUGUGUGUCCAGUCCCACCAUCAAAGACAAACCGGUCCAGAUCCGUCCCUGGAACCUGAGCGACAGUGACUUUGUCAUGGAUGGCUCCCAGCCUCUGGACCCCCGCAAGACCAUCUUUGUCGGAGGAGUGCCGCGGCCCCUGCGUGCAGUGGAGCUGGCGAUGAUCAUGGACCGGCUGUACGGCGGCGUCUGCUACGCCGGCAUCGACACCGACCCGGAGCUGAAAUACCCGAAGGGAGCCGGCCGGGUCGCCUUCUCCAAUCAGCAGAGCUACAUCGCUGCCAUCAGCGCUCGCUUCGUUCAGCUGCAGCACAAUGACAUCGACAAAAGGGUGGAGGUGAAGCCUUACGUCCUGGAUGACCAGAUGUGCGACGAGUGCCAGGGGGCGCGCUGCGGGGGGAAGUUCGCCCCCUUCUUCUGUGCCAACGUCACCUGCCUGCAGUACUACUGUGAGUACUGCUGGGCCAGCAUCCACUCGCGAGCCGGCAGAGAGUUUCACAAGCCACUGGUGAAGGAGGGGGGGGACCGCCCUCGACACGUGUCCUUCCGUUGGAGCUGAGGGGGGGUCCGUGAGUCGACCCUGCCCCGGUGAACCCACACCUGACCCCCAAAAAAAGAAAAAAAGGCCUCCUGCUAUCUCACAGCCUGGGACAGUACUGCAACACCCCCCCCCCUCCCACAAUACACAGCCCCAUCUACUCCACCCGGCUCCCCACAAACACCUCAUGAAAAAAAGGAUACCGCCAAACACACGGGACUGUCGUCAUGCCUCGCGGCUCUGAACUCAUCGCCUGGUGUUCCCCUCUGAUGAAGCUUUGUAGGGGAAAAGAAAAGAGAAAGUCUAUCAGCGUAGAAUUUGCACUUUGGCACAAGAUUUCACUAAACACACACACACACACACACACAUAAUGGUAUGUUUGACUCCUGGCUACUUUCAGUUCCCCGCUCUGUUGACUGGGUGGUGUGGUACGUCCUCUUGGACCCACCGCCCCCUUACUGAGACAGAGGUGGGACCUUACAAAUAUUUUUAAAAGGGUAUAUAUUUGUUGUUUUCUUAUCGAUCUAUACAUAUAAAUAUGAAUAUAAGUAUAUAGAUCAUUCAAAUUGUAUGCAACAGGAGCAUGCACUUAGUUAUAUGGCCCCUAGUAAAAAUCAUAAUUACCAAAGGCAAGUGAAAUUAAUGCACAGAGAAAAGCAGCUGGCAUAAGAUGUAGCAAGAUUUAACAUCUAUCCAUUAGUGUGGGCCCGUAUCACCCAGAGUAAAAUAACACGGCUGCAUUCGCUCUCAAUUCUGACUCUGAAAAUAUGAAUACCUCAUAACGCGCAUUCAGAUAUUUGUUUUCAAUAUCUAGGUCUUUAUUUUUAUAAUAACAUUAUUUUUUAGUGUUAUGUAAAUGUAAUGCUGCAAUAGCUUUGCUGCUGAAUACAUGGUAUAAACAGAUACCAUAAGUACUUUAUUCAGGCGAGUGUUUAAAAUAAUAAACAACAGAUCCAGAGAAGCACCGACGAGCCAUCCAGGGGGGAAGGGUGGGGGGCGCCCCUAACUGCAUGUUUAUUUCAAUCAGGUUGCUGCAUGCAAUACACUUUUCAGUAUCAUGUCUACUAUUCAAUUCUGCCCAUGUUUGCACAAUACACUGUAGGCAUACAUUCGACUCGCACGGAACUGGACAGAAACUGGUCAAAGGAUUCAUGGGAGCUCUGUGUCACCGGUCGGCCACAGCUGAUAGCUCCUGCACAAACAGGCGGUGCACACAUCCAGACAGCGAGGAGGGGAAAUACUUUUAAUAAUCACAAAUCAAAUUAAAUGUAGGAUAACCAUUUAAAACUGUCUAUGAUAGGUGAAGUACUUUUUUGCAGUGAUUGUUGAUAUAAUUGUGCAAUUUUUUAUACCGUAUGUAGUUAGGUCUGAGUAUGCCUAGAACUGUGAUUCGCUUUAACUGUCGUUAAUGUCCGACAUAGAAGUCCUGUGAAACUUCAUAACUAGUGUAUACACACGUGCAGUAUAUAUGUUCUCUUGUACACACACACACACACACACACACAGACACCAGGAUACACAGAAGCCUCUCACACAUGAACGCACAUACAAACACAAGGACGGCUAUUCUCACACAAACAGGUCUACAAACACCGAGUCUGAUCUGAAUAGAAGACGCACCAAUGUGAGCUUAAACUGAGAACUGAGUUAUUCUUGUUGGUUUAUUUGUUUGUCGGUUUGUUCCACCGUUGACAAAAAUAAGGAAAAGGAAAUAAUGCACGUUUACGUCCCACAAUGCAACCAAAGAGCUUACACGUUUGACUUUUUACAGACCACCUGACAACACACAGGGCGAUUUUAGACGAGAGGCGGACGGGGGGAGGUGGGUGGGAGUUGGGGGUGAGGUUAGAAAACGAAUCGUAGAAGCUACUGGAGACUUGAGGUGCUCUGCACAUGCUCUCACUACACG
Molecule: messenger RNA, 4137 nt
Organism: Platichthys flesus (European flounder)
Lineage: Eukaryota; Metazoa; Chordata; Actinopteri; Pleuronectiformes; Pleuronectidae
Gene: cpeb3
Product: cytoplasmic polyadenylation element binding protein 3
Exons: 10
Coding region: 48-2249 (733 amino acids)
Biological process (GO): negative regulation of cytoplasmic translation
Cellular component (GO): nucleus; cytoplasm; neuron projection
Molecular function (GO): mRNA regulatory element binding translation repressor activity; translation factor activity, RNA binding; ribosome binding
Source: RefSeq, a predicted model, not a curated record